GAAGCUUUUGCUUAGGCUCACAGUUUAAAGGUACAGACCAUCAUGAUGGGAAAGACACAGCGGCCAUUACUUGAGGCAGCUGGUCAUAUUGUAUCCACCAUCAGGAAGCGGAGUGAUGGAUGCUGGUGCUCAGCUUGCUGGCUCCUUUUUAUUCAGUCCAAGACUCUAGCUCAGGGGAUAGUGUCACCCACAUUCAGAGAGGAUCUUCCUAUCCCAACGAACCUGAUCUAGAAACUCCCUUACAGACAUCCCAGAUGGGUCUCUCUUCUGUGGUUCCAGAUCCUGUCAAGUGUGCAGCAGUAACCAUCACCAGGCUAAUGCAUGGAUUUGAUUUUACCCACUGUCCUCUUUGGAGGCAGAGGCUCUCCACUGCUUCUGGGGUGGAUUUUAGUUUGAGGUACCCUUCCCUCAGUCUGUGGUUGGCCUGUUGUGGAGUGUGACAGUUGAGCCCUGACACCGAUUUGAAAAAAACAACAAUGGAAAACAAACCGAUGUCCAUGCCAUUAACUGUAGAUCUUCGGGCCAUGUCUUCAGAGGGGGCCUGAGAGCGACCGAUGGGCACUCUCUCCUUUCCCCUGAAGAGACGAAACCAAGAUACUUCUCCAGCCCUGCGCCACAUACCCAGCCACCUACAGCCGCGUAGGUGCCAGUGGUCUGACAGUGUGUGGGCCUGAACUGGCUCAUGUAUGCUGAGGGCGGGGCCACGUGGAGGCUCUCUCCUAGGGACGAUGGCUGCCCUUCACACUACUCCAGAAUCCCCAGCUACCCACCUGGAGCCUGCCGAAGAUGGGUCAGAAUGCGAUGCAGACCCUGAAGAGGAGGAUGAGGAUGAGAAGGGGAGGGAGGAGGCGGAGGGGGAGCAGGCCGAAGAGGUAGUGGUGGAAGAGGAGGAAGUGGCCACACAGGUACAGGAGGUGGAGGCGGAGGCCAGCUCAGAGGACGGUGCCGAUGAUGCCGAUGCUGACAGUGUGGAGGAGGUGCUGGCAGAGGAGCAGAGUCUGAGCUUGGGGACCCAGGAGCAGCUUAGCAAUGGUGGUGAUGUGCAGUCGCCAGCUCUUCAAGGAGAAGCCCUGCAGGCCUCCCGAGUGUCUCCUACUAUUCAGGACGAAGACCCAGAGGAAGAGGAGGAAGAGGAAGAUGAUGAGCAUUUCCUGACGCAGGGGCUGGUGACUUUUGAAGAUGUGGCUGUGUACUUCUCUUUGGAGGAGUGGGAGAGGCUGGAUGUGGACCAGCGGGACCUCUACCGGGAAGUGAUGCAGGAGAACUACGGGAUCCUGGUCUCCUUGGGAUACCCAAUCCCCAAGCCGGAUCUGAUUUUCCACCUUGAACAAGGAGAAGAACCUUGGGUCCCAGACAGCCCCCAUCCUGAGGAGGGAGACAUUGUCACCGGCGUCUACACGGGAGCCUGGUUCUGGAACGAUGACAUAGAGGACCAUGAAGAGGAAGAUGAUGAGGACUUCCUUGCUGAGAUGGCAGAGGAGGAGAACGAGCCCCCUGGGCUGUGGUCUGCUGCCUAUGGUGUGGGGGACGUGCCUGGCACUUGGGGCCCUGAUGACUCAGAUUCGGCUCAGACUUCAGAGGGUUGGAUACCCAAUCCAGGCAGCCUCGGGAUCCUGGCCGAGGAGGUUGAGGCUAAACAUUUUCUGUCCAGCCGGGAACCUGGGGAGAACUUUCUGGCUCCCUGGGCAUUUCCCGCAGUGGCUGUUCCUAUGGGACAUCCGGAGACCACUUGCGAUGUGUGCGGCAAAGUAUUCCCGCACCGUUCGCGCCUGGCCAAGCACCAGCGUUACCACGCGGCCGUCAAGCCCUUCGGCUGCGAGGAGUGUGGCAAGGGCUUUGUGUACCGUUCACAUCUGGCCAUCCACCAGCGCACUCACACCGGCGAGAAGCCCUUCCCGUGCCCGGACUGCGGCAAACGCUUCGUCUACAAGUCGCACUUGGUGACACACCGGCGCAUCCACACGGGCGAGCGGCCCUACCGCUGCGUCUUCUGCGGCGCGGGCUUCGGGCGGCGCUCCUACUUGGUGACCCACCAGCGCACGCACACGGGCGAGAGGCCCUACCCGUGCCUCCACUGCGGCCGGAGCUUCAGCCAGAGCUCAGCGCUCGCCCGCCACCAGGCUGUGCACACCGCUGAUCGUCCUCACUGCUGCCCGGACUGCGGCCAGGCUUUCCGCCUGCGCGCUGACUUCCAGCGGCACCGGCGCGGCGGCUGCACGGAACCCAGCAGCGGCGAUGGCACGGGGAUGGCCCCCCACGAGAUGGAGAUGGCAGUCGCCUCUGUAGCCACGGCGGAGCCGGAGGAACUGGAGGCCAGGCCCGAGGAGAUCGAAGAGCCCGUGCCUGGGGUGGUAGAUGGAGACACCGAGGCUGAAGCCAGAGAGGACGAGGAGGUGGUCGCUGCGGCGGCAGAGGCGACUGUCCCCGACAGCAAGAAGGACCCUGAGCCAGACAGACGGUUCCGUGAGAUGGGCAAUGGCCUGAGCGGGGGCGAAGGGCCUUCCUCGCACCCGCUCGGCUUCCAUUUUCCCAUGCACCCCAAGUCUUGGCUGCAUCCGGACGGCUUCCCCAUACUGGGGUUCCCCGAGUUCUCGGAACGGCUGCAGGCUGAUGGGCGCCAUCUCUCCGCCCCCCUGGGCGCCCCGCUGGCUCUGCAGGGCGCCGGGUUGGCUUGUGACCCGUUUCGCAGCGCGGGCUCCGGAGUCGGGGCGGAUGGCGGCCUGCGCGCGUUCGCGCCCGCCGUCGGGUCGCUGCUGGCGGAGCCCGCGCCCGCCGCGCUGGCGGAGGAGGAGAGCCCGUGGAUCUGCUCCGACUGCGGCAAGACGUUCGGGCGGCGCGCGGCGCUGGCCAAGCACCAGCGCUACCAUGCGGGCGAACGGCCGCACCGCUGCGCCGACUGCGGCAAAAGCUUCGUCUACGGCUCGCACCUGGCGCGCCACCGGCGCACGCACACGGGCGAGCGGCCCUUCCCGUGCCCGGAGUGCGGCGCUCGCUUCGCCCGCGGCUCGCACCUUGCGGCGCACGUGCGCGGCCACACGGGCGAGAAGCCGUUCGUGUGCGGUGUGUGCGGCGCGGGCUUCAGCCGGCGCGCCCACCUCACGGCGCACGGGCGGGCGCACACCGGCGAGCGGCCCUAUGCCUGCGGCGAGUGCGGCCGGCGCUUCGGGCAGAGCGCGGCGCUGACGCGGCACCAGUGGGCGCACGCCGAGGAGAAGCCGCACCGCUGCCCUGACUGCGGCAAGGGCUUCGGCCACAGCUCGGACUUCAAGCGCCACCGCCGCACGCACACGGGCGAGAAGCCGUUCCGCUGCGCCGACUGCGGCCGCGGCUUCGCGCAGCGCUCCAACCUCGCCAAGCACCGGCGCGGCCACACCGGCGAGCGGCCCUUCCCCUGCCCAGAGUGCGGCAAGCGGUUCUCCCAGCGAUCGGUGCUCGUGACUCACCAGCGCACGCAUACGGGGGAGCGGCCGUACGCAUGCGCCAACUGCGGCCGGCGCUUCUCGCAGAGCUCGCACCUGCUCACUCACAUGAAGACGCACCGCGGGCAGGCGGGCGCGCAGGCGCAGAACACCGCCGCUAAGGCCCCGGCACCUGCCAAGGCAACGCCGCCUCCGCCGCCACCGGGCUCGGGCUCCGGGUCCGGAACGCUGCUCGAGUUCGCCGGCGGAACCAGCUUCGGUUCCGAUCCCGCCGUGUUCGCUGGGCCCUCGGGCGCCUACGAGGAGAGCGUCCUGUGAGGCUGGUCGAAGCGCGCGCGCGCGGCGCUUCCCCGCUCCUGGGCGGGCUGAGGAUUCCCAAGUUUGGGUGCCCCUGGGCUUCAUCGCCCCGAGCUUCAGAUCUCGCGCUUGGGCGCGCACGGGCCGCCACCCUGAUCGAGAGUGCUCCAUCCCUGGAUCUAUGCUUCAGGGAUAGCGGGCAAGGCCAAUUCGUCCAUCACGGAUUCCGAUUCAGGGAUUCAGGUGGCCCGUAGAGCCCAGCUUAGGAGUCUGUCACCCGGCUUUCUGGCAGCGAUGGGAAGCUUUUAGCAUCGGGAGAGGGCAAGAGAGAUCAUCCGGCUGCUCCCCUCCGCAUCUGGGUUUCUGGGUGGGUUUGGCUUCUUCCCAUUCUCCCUAGGAGAUUCGGGGACCGUCUUCCGGUCACUUGAGUGUGUCCAGUAAGUUUUAAGAACAUGGUUCGCUGCAGGAGCCUCCCUCGAAUCGGGGGAGGGGGACGAAGGUGCGAACAGGUAAAGCUUUUGUUCUGUC
Messenger RNA from Peromyscus eremicus (cactus mouse), 4244 nucleotides. It is a transcript of the gene Znf316, whose product is annotated as zinc finger protein 316. The transcript is spliced from 7 exons. NCBI's taxonomy places the organism in Eukaryota, Metazoa, Chordata, Mammalia, Rodentia, Cricetidae. Gene Ontology annotation, molecular function: DNA-binding transcription factor activity, RNA polymerase II-specific; sequence-specific DNA binding. Gene Ontology annotation, biological process: regulation of transcription by RNA polymerase II. The coding region runs from base 687 to 3737 and encodes 1016 amino acids. Gene Ontology annotation, cellular component: nucleus. The record is from RefSeq and is a predicted model, not a curated record.